Messenger RNA from Acanthosepion pharaonis, 1926 nucleotides. The record is from the annotation of a GenBank genome assembly. Lineage: Eukaryota; Metazoa; Mollusca; Cephalopoda; Sepiida; Sepiidae.
AUGGUCAGUCAUUAUCUGCCUUCCUUUCACUGGUCAGUCAUUAUCUGUCUUCUUUACCAAUGGUCAAUCAUUAUCUGCCUUCCUUAUCAAUGGUCAAUCAUUAUCUGUCUUCCUUAUCAAUGGUCAGUCAUUAUCUGCCUUCCUUAUCAAUGGUCAAUCAUUAUCUGUCUUCCUUUCGAUGGUCUCAGUCAUUAUCUGCCUUCCUUAUCAAUGGUCAGUCAUUAUCUGUCUUCCUUAUCAAUGGUCAAUCAUUAUCAGUCUUCCUUAUCAAUGGUCAAUCAUUAUCUGCCUUCCUUAUCAAUGGUCAGUCAUUAUCUGUAUUCUUUACCAAUGGUCAAUCAUUAUCUGUCUUCCUUAUCAAUGGUCAAUCAUUAUCUGUCUUCCUUUCAAUGGUCAGUCAUUAUCUGCCUUCCUUAUCAAUGGUCAAUCAUUAUCUGUAUUCUUUACCAAUGGUCAAUCAUUAUCUGUCUUCCUUAUCAAUGGUCAGUCAUUAUCUGCCUUCCUUAUCAAUGGUCAAUCAUUAUCUGUCUUCCUUAUCAAUGGUCAAUCAUUAUCUGCCUUCCUUAUCAAUGGUCAAUCAUUAUCUGUCUUCCUUUCAAUGGUCAGUCAUUAUCUGUCUUCCUUAUCAAUGGUCAAUCCUUAUCUGUCUUCCUUUCAAUGGUCAGUCAUUAUCUGUCUUCCUUAUCAAUGGUCAGUCAUUAUCUGCCUUCCUUAUCAAUGGUCAGUCAUUAUCUGUCAUCUUUAUCAAUGGUCAAUCAUUAUCUGUCUUCCUUAUCAAUGGUCAGUCAUUAUCUGCCUUCCUUAUCAAUGGUCAAUCAUUAUCUGUCUUCCUUAUCAAUGGUCAAUCAUUAUCUGCCUUCCUUAUCAAUGGUCAGUCAUUAUCUGUAUUCUUUACCAAUGGUCAAUCAUUAUCUGUCUUCCUUAUCAAUGGUCAAUCAUUAUCUGUCUUCCUUUCAAUGGUCAGUCAUUAUCUGCCUUAGUUAUCAAUGGUCAAUCAUUAUCUGUAUUCUUUACCAAUGGUCAAUCAUUAUCUGUCUUCCUUAUCAAUGGUCAGUCAUUAUCUGCCUUCCUUAUCAAUGGUCAAUCAUUAUCUGUCUUCCUUAUCAAUGGUCAAUCAUUAUCUGCCUUCCUUAUCAAUGGUCUGUCAUUAUCUGUAUUCUUUACCAAUGGUCAAUCAUUAUCUGUCUUCCUUAUCAAUGGUCAAUCAUUAUCUGUCUUCCUUUCAAUGGUCAGUCAUUAUCUGCCUUCCUUAUCAAUGGUCAAUCAUUAUCUGUAUUCUUUACCAAUGGUCAAUCAUUAUCUGUCUUCCUUAUCAAUGGUCAGUCAUUAUCUGCCUUCCUUAUCAAUGGUCAAUCAUUAUCUGUCUUCCUUAUCAAUGGUCAAUCAUUAUCUGCCUUCCUUAUCACUGGUCAGUCAUUAUCUGUAUUCUUUACCAAUGGUCAAUCAUUAUCUGCCUUCCUUAUCAAUGGUCAAUCAUUAUCUGUCUUCCUUUCAAUGGUCAGUCAUUAUCUGCCUUCCUUAUCAAUAGUCAAUCAUUAUCUGUCUUCCUUUCAAUGGUCAGUCAUUAUCUGUCUUCUUUACCAAUGGUCAAGCAUUAUCUGUCUUCCUUAUCAAUGGUCAAUCAUUAUCUGCCUUCCUUAUCAAUGGUCAAUCAUUAUCUGCCUUCCUUAUCAAUGGUCAAUCAUUAUCUGCCUUCCUUUCAAUGGUCAGUCAUUAUCUGUCUUCUUUACCAAUGGUCAAUCAUUAUCUGUCUUCCUUAUCAAUGAUUUUCUUCAUUUCAAUCUUCCUCAUGUUCCUUAUUAUUACAAGACACACUCAUUAUCCCCUCCCCUUCACUCUCCUAUUCUUGGUGAUAAUCCUGAUCCCACUCUUCAGUGCCAGGCUCUGCUUCCAUUUCAAUAUCUUCCAGCUAUCUUCGCAAUUUAA